Lagenorhynchus albirostris (white-beaked dolphin) is the source of this 1283-nucleotide messenger RNA. RefSeq names its product neuralized E3 ubiquitin protein ligase 2 (gene NEURL2). The coding region runs from base 300 to 1157 and encodes 285 amino acids. The transcript is spliced from 2 exons. Gene Ontology annotation, molecular function: ubiquitin protein ligase activity. Gene Ontology annotation, biological process: intracellular signal transduction. Lineage: Eukaryota; Metazoa; Chordata; Mammalia; Artiodactyla; Delphinidae. The record is from RefSeq and is a predicted model, not a curated record.
GAAGACGGAGGGGGCGGUGGCGGCGGCGGUCAAACAAGGUGAAGGUCCGUAGGCCUCGCAGGUCGUAUCCCGGGCGCCGGCGGUCAGAUGACCCAGGUGUGGAUGGCCAGAAUCCCCCAGCCUCCCGGGGACUCCGUUCUAAGCGGGAUGGCUGAGCCAGCGGCGCUAGGACCCCUGGGCAGAGCCUCGGGGAAGGGAGUCAGGGGGGAAGUACCUUACAUGGUGCCCCCGCGGUCACCAUCUGAGCCUGCUGCCCAAAAUAGCCCCCGGCGCCCGCUGGCCUGCCUCAUGGCUGGGAGAUGGCUGCUGCCUCCGACCCCGUGGAAUUGGGUGCGCCCUGGGGCCCCGCGCGCCCCGAGCCCCCUCCCACCCGCUUCCACCCGGUACACGGUGCCAACAUCCGCGUGGACCCCUCCGGGACGCGGGCCACACGCGUGGAGAGCUUCGCCCACGGCGUGUGCUUCAGUCGCGAGCCGCUGGCCCCCGGCCAGGUGUUCCUGGUGGAGAUCGAGGAGAAAGAGCUGGGCUGGUGCGGGCACCUGCGCCUCGGCCUGACUGCGCUGGACCCCGCCAGUCUGGCCGCCGUGCCCGAGUUUUCGCUGCCCGACCUGGUCAGCCUCGGCCACACCUGGGUCUUCGCCAUCACGCGCCAUCACAACCGCGUGCCCCGGGAGGGCCGCCCGGAGGCGGAGGCGCUGGCCCCCAGCUGCCCCCCAGCCCUCCUGGUGGAACCGCAUCUGUGCAUUGAGCAGUUUCGCAUUCCCCGCGACCGCCUGGUGGGCCGCAGCCGUCCCGGGCUGUACAGCCACCUCUUGGACCAGCUCUAUGAGCUGAACAUGCUGCCUCCGACUGCACGUCGGAGCCGCCUGGGCGUUCUCUUCUGCCCGCGCCCCGACGGCACGGCUGACAUGCAUAUCGUCAUCAACGGCGAGGACAUGGGCCCCAGCGCCCGGGGGCUGCCAGCCGCCCAGCCCCUCUACGCGGUGGUGGACGUCUUCGCCUCCACCAAGAGCGUGCGCCUGGUCCAGGUCGAGUAUGGCUUGCCGUCCCUGCAGACCCUGUGCCGCCUAGUGAUCCAGAGGAGUGUGGUGCACCGGCUGGCCAUUGACGGGCUCCACCUGCCCAAAGGACUUAAGGAUUUCUGCAAGUAUGAGUGAAGGCCUGCAGCCACCCUGGAGCAGGGCCACGUGAAUGCAUCCUGGCCCCAGAGGUGUGGCUGCCCUGAAGCUGGCCAUACUGAUACCAGCCAGGAUGGAAAUAAACACAGUCGUUGCUGAUGCUGA